AUGAUUGUAAGAGCUGCAAUCCAAGCCCUCAUGGCAACGUUCAGAAAGGGCGGAAGAGAAAAACAGGGAUAUGCAGGGAUGAUACAGGCAGAAGAGCUCGGCAAGCCGAUUUCCGACCAGCCAGUUGGCCUUGCCUGUUCUGCAAAGGCUGCGCGGCUCAUGCAGAAGGCCAUCCAAACAUGGCAGAACCAAGCGUCCGAGCACCUGGAAGCGUACAUGGAGUCUUUGGAGCAAGAGAUGCAAAAGGCCGACGGAGCUGAGAACUCGGCCAAGCAGCGCAUGGUCCUGCGCUGGGCCGUUGCUGCUCUUUCCCCGCCACGGUGCCAUUUGAGUGAUGGAUGCGAAGGCAAGAUGCCGGUAUCCAACACAUCCAACGACCAGUCGACGCCCGGCCUUAAGUUGUGGUUUGCCGGGAUCGAGAGGACCUGGCAGAUUGGCGCCUUGCGCCCAUGCGAUGCUUGCAGUCACUGCUCCAAAUAUUUCAGGAACUCGCCGCGAAAGCAUGAUCGUGUGCAAGAAGCAAGGGGCUCGGCUAGAAGCUAG
Effrenium voratum is the source of this 543-nucleotide messenger RNA. The record is from the annotation of a GenBank genome assembly. Lineage: Eukaryota; Dinophyceae; Suessiales; Symbiodiniaceae.